AUGUGUCCUUCCAAGAAGCAGGCGAGACUCGCCAUUCCCAUCCUUACACUAUUGACGUUGCUGCUGCUGUGCUACGGAGUUGGAAACGUCCAUUGCUCAACCAUUCAUGAGAACAGAGUAGAUCUGCAGGCACUGCUCGAUUUCAAGCAUGGCGUUAUGGACCCAUCUGGAGCCUUGAGCAAUUGGACUUUGAAUUCCCACUUUUGUCGGUGGAAUGGUGUCGAGUGCACCACGACACCACCAUUCCGCGUCCACGGACUCCAACUCACCGGCCAAAGUUUGUCCGGCCAAAUCAGCUCCUCUCUUGGCGACCUUACCUUCCUUAAUUAUCUUGACCUCUCCAAUAAUAACUUUGUCGGUCCCUUACCUCUUCUUGGCCGCCUCCAACAACUGCAGAUACUUUAUUUGUACAACAACAAUUUGUCUGAGAUCAUUCCUGAUGACCUUACCAACUGCUCCAACUUGACCGCCUUAGGUUUAUCUUCAAACUUGCUAGUGGGUUCCAUUCCUCCGAAAUUAGGCUUACUAGCAAAUCUAGUAUAUCUCAAUUUGCGAUCAAAUCAACUCGAGGGAAGCAUUCCUGGUGAGCUUGGCCAAUUAAAGUUAACUACCUUGAUCCUAGGUGACAAUAGGCUUUCAGGUGAAAUCCCCAAAGCCUUCUUUCGUCUUUUUUCACUACAACAUCUAAGUCUAGAAUUCAAUAUGCUAGGCAAGGCAUUGCCAUCCAACAUAGGAGAACUUCUCCCUAAUCUCAAAGAGCUUACGUUGGAAAACAACAUGUUCGAAGGUCCCAUCCCAGCUUCCCUAGGCAAUAACGCUCUAGGGUUACAAAUGAUAGAUUUAUCAUCUAAUAAUUUCACAGGGCAGAUUCCUACUUCUUUGGGAAAACUUUCAAAUUUGACUUUCCUAAACCUUCAGUAUAACCAGCUUGUAGCAAGAAACAACCAGGACUGGGAAUUUUUAAACUCGUUAAGAAAUUGUAGAUCUCUCGAGUCACUCUCACUUGCUUACAAUGAGCUGCAGGGAUCACUUCCACCGUCAAUCGGUAACCUAUCCACCAGCCUUCGCAAGCUUCUGUUGGGUGGAAACAGCUUGUCUGGGCAAGUUCCACAGAGUAUAGGUAAACUUAGUGCCUUAAGUUGGCUGGGACUAGGUAACAACAAUUUUAUUGGUACAACUGAAGGAUGGAUUGAAAAUUUAAAAAACCUACAAAGACUAUUUCUGAAAUGGAACAACUUCGCUGGGCCAAUCCCCUACUCAAUUAGCAAUCUUACUCAGCUGGCAAUCCUUGACCUACGAGGAAAUGAAUUUGACGGUCCCAUACCAGCCAGUUUGGGAAAUCUUUCUAGACUACAACAGUUGUACCUUAGCAAUAACAAUCUGCAGGGUGCCAUACCUCCAAACUUCGGAAACAUUCAAGGACUCACACUGUUGGACCUUAGCCAUAACAAUCUACAGGGUGCCAUACCUCCUAUACCUUCAGAGUUUAGUAAUCUUCCACAACUCACCGAACUACGUCUGUCGUCCAACAGAAUUUUUGGAGAAAUCCCUACCAAUUUAAGUGAAUGUCAAGAGUUGAGUGUCAUCGAAUUGGACCAGAAUAUUCUCACAGGAAGCAUUCCGUUGUCUUUAGGAAACUUGGCGACUUUGAACAUCCUCAAUCUUUCCCACAACAAUUUUUCAGGCUUCAUCCCAACAACUUUAAGUAGUUUGGAGCUUCUCGCUCACCUAGAUCUAUCUUAUAAUCAUCUCCAAGGAGAAAUACCAAUAAAUGGAGUAUUUGCAAACGCAACAGCUGUUUCACUUAAUGGCAACUGGGGGCUUUGUGGAGGAGUGAAAGAUCUCCAUAUGCCUUCAUGCCCUGCAGUUUCUCGGAGUAUAGAACUGAAACUCUAUCUCACUAUCUUAUUGAUUUUGAUAUUUGGCUUCGUGUCAUUUGUGAUGUCAGUUUAUGUCAUACUCCUUAAGAAGAAGAAAUCAAGAAGGCCAUACUUAAUAUUGCGUUCUUUUGGUAAGAAAUUUCCUAGAGUUUCUUACAAGGAUCUAGCUCAAGCUAGAGGGAACUUCUCCGAGUCCAACCUUAUUGGCAGAGGAAGCUAUGGUUCAGUAUAUAGAGGGAAGUUAACUCAAGCAAAAAAGCAAGUGGCUGUUAAGGUUUUUGACCUUGGCAUGAAAUUUGCAGACAGAAGCUUCAUAUCAGAAUGUGAGGCUUUGGGAAUCAUUCGGCAUCGGAACCUUCUUCCUAUACUGACUUCAUGCUCAACUAUAGACAACAGAGGCAAUGAUUUCAAAGCUCUAAUAUAUGAGUUCAUGCACAAUGGGAGUUUAGAUACAUGGUUGCAUCAAAAACGUUAUAGUGUAUCUGCAAAACUUUUGGGCUUAGCUCAAAGAAUAAGCAUAGCUAUUGACAUAGCCAAUGCAUUGGUCUAUUUGCACCAUGACUGUGAAAGGCGUAUUGUCCACUGUGAUCUGAAACCAACCAAUAUCCUUCUUGAUGACAAUAUGAAUGCCUGUAUAGGAGACUUUGGCAUUGCAAAUCUACUUGGAUAUUCUAGUUCCAGUAGUUCAGUCGCUGUGACAGGAACUGUCGGAUAUAUCCCUCCAGAGUAUGCUCAAAGCGUUCAUGCAUCAACCAGUGGGGAUGUCUACAGUUUUGGAAUAGUACUUCUAGAGAUGCUGAUAGGCAAACAACCAACCGACUCUAUGUUCGAGGGUGAACUCAACAUUGUUCGCUUUGUAGAGAAACUUCCCAGAUCAAAUGUUACGUAUCAUUGA
Messenger RNA from Miscanthus lutarioriparius, 2775 nucleotides. Lineage: Eukaryota; Viridiplantae; Streptophyta; Magnoliopsida; Poales; Poaceae. The record is from the annotation of a GenBank genome assembly.